GGGAUCAACAGCCUCUCGUGGAAUAUUUUAGUGUGUUAAACCUUUUGUCCCUGCCAGACCAUACUGUUUUAAAGUAAUUAUUUACCAGUGCAUGUGUUCCUAUAGCUAUUAAUAACCGUAGUGGAAUAACUGCAACUACACGGUGCUGCAGGAGGACGUCCAAAAUGUAUCCGAGUGGAGCAGCUGGGGAUUCCUCUCCUCCCCCCCCUCCACCUCCAGAGUAUGUGUUCAAACCCCCUCCGCGGCCGGACUUCGGCACCAUGGGCCGGCCGAUUAAGCUGCAGGCCAACUUCUUCGAGAUGGAGAUACCCAAAUUGGAGGUGUACCAUUACGACAUCGACAUCAAGCCCGAGAAAUGCCCUAGAAGAGUCAAUCGUGAAAUUGUGGCGCACAUGGUCCAGCACUUUAAAACACAGAUCUUCGGAGAUCGGAAGCCUGUCUACGAUGGGAGAAAGAACCUCUACACAGCUAUGCCAUUGCCCAUAGGGAGGGACAAAGUGGAGCUUGAGGUGACCAUCCCUGGGGAGGGGAAGGACAGGAGCUUCAAGGUGGCCAUUAAGUGGGUGUCGUGUGUCAGCUUGCAAGCCCUCCACGAAGCGCUGUCUGGACGCCUGCCAAGUAUUCCUUUCGAGACUAUCCAGGCCCUGGAUGUGGUCAUGAGGCAUUUGCCCUCAAUGAAUUACACCCCCGUCGGACGCUCCUUCUUCACCUCCUCAGAGGGCUGCUCCAACCCCCUAGGGGGCGGGAGAGAGGUCUGGUUUGGCUUCCACCAGUCUGUCAGACCCUCCUUGUGGAAAAUGAUGCUGAAUAUUGAUGUGUCGGCCACUGCUUUCUACAAAGCCCAGCCUGUGAUUGAGUUCAUGUGUGAAGUUUUGGAUUUCAAAAGCAUUGAAGAACAACAGAAGCCCUUAACCGACUCCCAGAGAGUAAAGUUUACCAAGGAAAUCAAAGGCCUGAAGGUUGAGAUCACUCACUGUGGACAGAUGAAGAGGAAGUACAGAGUAUGCAAUGUGACAAGAAGACCCGCCAGCCAUCAGACAUUCCCUCUGCAGCAGGAGAAUGGCCAGACCAUUGAAUGCACUGUAGCUCAGUACUUCAAAGACAAGUACAAACUGGUGCUGAGGUAUCCUCACCUGCCAUGCCUACAGGUGGGGCAGGAGCAGAAGCACACAUACCUUCCUCUUGAGGUGUGCAACAUAGUUGCGGGGCAGAGGUGCAUAAAGAAGCUGACUGACAAUCAGACCUCCACUAUGAUCCGCGCCACUGCCCGGUCCGCACCUGACCGCCAAGACGAGAUCAGCAAGCUGAUGAGAAGUGCCAACUUUAACACUGAUCCUUACGUUCGUGAGUUUGGGGUGAUGGUGAGAGACGAGAUGACGGAGGUCAACGGCCGUGUCCUCCAAGCCCCAUCGAUCCUCUAUGGGGGCCGGGUAUGUAACAAAGCAAUAGCCACCCCGAUCCAGGGCGUGUGGGACAUGAGGAAUAAGCAGUUCCACACAGGGAUCGAGAUCAAGGUUUGGGCCAUCGCGUGCUUCGCCCCCCAGAGGCAGUGCACAGAGCUGCUGCUUAAGGCGUUCACAGACCAGCUGCGCAAGAUCUCUCGGGACGCUGGCAUGCCCAUCCAGGGCCAGCCCUGCUUCUGCAAGUACGCCCAGGGAGCCGACAGUGUGGAGCCCAUGUUCAAGCACCUCAAGUACACCUACCAGGGCCUGCAGCUCGUGGUGGUCAUUCUGCCUGGCAAGACCCCGGUCUACGCGGAGGUGAAGCGUGUGGGUGACACAGUGCUGGGCAUGGCCACCCAGUGUGUGCAGGUGAAGAAUGUCCUGAAGACCACACCGCAGACCCUCUCCAACCUCUGCCUGAAGAUCAACGUCAAGCUCGGAGGAGUCAACAACAUCCUGCUCCCACAGGGCAGGCCACUGGUGUUCCAGCAGCCUGUUAUCUUCCUGGGGGCAGAUGUCACACACCCCCCAGCUGGAGAUGGGAAGAAGCCCUCUAUUGCUGCGGUGGUGGGCAGCAUGGACGCCCACCCGAGCCGCUACUGUGCCACGGUCCGCGUGCAGCAGCACCGGCAGGACAUCAUCCAGGACCUCGCCACCAUGGUGCGGGAGCUGCUCAUCCAGUUCUACAAGUCCACCCGCUUUAAGCCCACCCGCAUCAUCUACUACCGCGAUGGCAUUUCCGAGGGCCAGUUCAACCAGGUGAGCCCACAGGUCCUCCAACAUGAGUUGCUAGCUAUCCGAGAGGCGUGCAUCAAGCUGGAGAAGGACUACCAGCCGGGCAUCACCUUUGUGGUGGUGCAGAAGAGACACCACACCAGGCUCUUCUGCAUGGACAGGAAUGAGCGGGUGGGAAAGAGUGGCAACAUACCUGCAGGCACCACAGUGGACACCAAAAUCACUCACCCAUCAGAGUUUGACUUCUACCUCUGUAGCCAUGCAGGCAUCCAGGGCACCAGUCGGCCCUCGCAUUACCACGUGCUGUGGGACGACAACCACUUUACGUCGGACGAGCUGCAGGUGCUCACCUACCAGCUGUGCCACACCUACGUGCGCUGCACCCGCUCCGUGUCCAUCCCCGCGCCAGCCUACUACGCUCACCUGGUGGCGUUCCGCGCCCGCUACCAUCUGGUGGACAAGGAGCACGACAGUGCGGAGGGCAGCCAUACAUCAGGCCAGAGCAACGGACGGGACCAGCAGGCCCUGGCCAAGGCGGUGCAGAUCCACCAGGACACGCUGCGCACCAUGUACUUUGCCUGAGCGCCAGCCAAAGUCGGCGGAUCAGCCGUGGCAGCACUUAGGGCAGCAUCGCACCAGGAAGGAAUGAACUAUGGAUCUAAAAAGACCCAGAUCUGCCUCUCCCCUGGCCCCCUUGUGCUCUAUGGACUUCUUCAGAACAGGUUACACAGCGCCAUGUCUGAGACCCCACAUGGACAGACAAACAAACAAACAAACAAAACAAAACAAAACAAAACAACUUUCCCCCCGUUGCACUCCCAAAAGGCCACAACAUGUAUUCCAAAAUCCAAACUAACUCAGCCACCCCCACCCCAUCUAAACAUCUAAUGGAUGUGAUGCAGGGCCAUGUAAAGAAGGGGUCAUUGCUAAAUUGUGUGUGCGUGCGUGUGUGUGCGUGUGUGUUUUUCUUUUUAUAUAUAUAUAUGUUUAUUGUAAAUGUUUUAUAUUUGUACAUGUAGGGGCUGACUUGUUUACAUAGGAGAGCAAUCCUAUCCA
Sardina pilchardus (European sardine) is the source of this 3233-nucleotide messenger RNA. It is a transcript of the gene ago2, whose product is annotated as argonaute RISC catalytic component 2. Gene Ontology annotation, biological process: regulation of DNA-templated transcription; regulatory ncRNA-mediated post-transcriptional gene silencing. NCBI's taxonomy places the organism in Eukaryota, Metazoa, Chordata, Actinopteri, Clupeiformes, Clupeidae. Gene Ontology annotation, molecular function: protein binding; miRNA binding; endoribonuclease activity, cleaving siRNA-paired mRNA. Bases 165 to 2759 code for a protein of 864 amino acids. Gene Ontology annotation, cellular component: RISC complex. The transcript has 20 exons. The record is from RefSeq and is a predicted model, not a curated record.